CGGGUUAGCAGCGUACACCAUAAGAUCCAUUCUGGAACCAAUUUGUUUUGUUCAUAUCGGAUAAUGUCGUUAAGUCUUUAAACCUGGAACCUUGUUUGGGUUUUGUUUCCGCGUUCCUAAACAUCCGCGAUUUAACAUGUUUAAACACAUUUUUGAAGUUCACUUCCUCAUGCAUGGCAGCGAUAAGGAAGUGUUGUGAAUCUUCUCUAAGCAGAAACUGCAAGCUCAAGAAGUUAAACAAAGGAGUGGCUAUAGUGGGCGUGUUACCGUGAAGGCAGGUGAUGUAUAAAACUGUCCCAGCUCUCCCGUCCCAUUAGCUCAAACUAAGUUUUACAAUGGGAAGAACUCUCUUAUUAUGGAUCUUGACACUAUCAGUCUCGCUUGGUCUUUCAGUGGGGGGCAGUACUCUGCUGGACGGAGUCAAAGAAUAUGAAGUGGUGAGACCCCUCAGACUUCACACACGACACAAGAGAGACACUGAGAUGUCAUGGCCAGAUGUUGUGAAAUAUGGGAUGCAAGUGGAAGGAAAAGACAUUGUGAUGCAUCUUGAAAAGAACGAGGACCUGCUUACCAAAGACUACACUGAAACCCACUAUUCUGAUGCAGGGAAAGAAAUUACCUCCACCCCUCAAGAUCUGGAUCACUGCUUCUACCAUGGACACAUACAGAGUGAUGACAGCUCCGUGGCUAGCAUCAGUACCUGCAGUGGGCUAAGAGGUUAUUUCCAGACUGCAGGCCAGCGUUAUCUGAUAGAGCCCCUGUCUGAGGAAGACACCGGUGACCAUGCUGUCCUGAAGUAUGAGAGUCUGAAUGAGACACCAGCAGUCUGUGGAGUGACCAACACCAGCUGGGAUGAGAACUACCCUUCUGUCAGCAAAGUGCGCUCCAGAAUUGCGGGGCCAUCUCUUAUGCAGCAGCAGAAGUACAUCGAGCUGUUUGUAGUUGCUGAUAACAGAGAGUUUAUCAAAAUGAAGAACAGCCUAACAGAUCUGAGAAAGAGAGUCUUAGAAAUAAUCAACUAUAUCAACGUGGUGUACCAGCCAUUAAAUACCUUUAUUGCUCUGACUGGGCUGGAGGUGUGGAAUGUCCAGGACAAAAUUAAUGUGACAGCACCAGCUGGACAGACGCUGGACCGGUUCACCAACUGGCGAAACUCUGACCUGAUAAAGAGAAAGAAGCAUGACAACGCCCAGCUUUUAACUGCGAUUGACUUUGAAGGUGCUACCGUGGGAUUAGCUUUUAUAGGAACUCUGUGUUCUGGCCAUUCCACUGGAGUUAUCCAGGAUCACUCUUCAAACGCCAUUGCUGUAGGGGCGACUAUGUCGCAUGAGAUGGGGCAUAAUCUGGGCAUGAACCACGACACCAGUUCCUGUGUCUGCAAGGACUCCACCUGCAUCAUGACAGCUGCCCUAAGUUAUUUUAUACCAAAGUACUUCAGCAGCUGCAGUGACACGAGCUACGACUCAUUCCUGAACAACCGAAAUCCAGAGUGUGCCUUAGACAAACCGGACCCGCAGGCUCUCGUUUCUGAUCCAGUGUGUGGCAACGGUUUUGUGGAGAAGGGCGAGCAGUGUGACUGUGGCCCAGUGGAGGUACGGUACUUUGAUGAUGGUGGAGAUUGUCUGGACACAUGGGGCCAGUUUAGAAGAAUGCCUAUCAUAUCGCCAGCCAUCGAAUGCAGAGGAAAGAAAGACGAGUGCGAUUUGGCGGAAUACUGCACAGGCAAAUCUCAGUGGUGCCCAGAGGAUGUGUUCACUGUCAAUGGGGUGCCGUGCAAGGGAGGUCAAGGGUACUGUUACAACGGGCAGUGCCCACUGUUCUUAGACCAGUGUCAGAGGGUCUGGGGGACAGGUGCAAAAGUGGGGAGCGACUUCUGCUACAACCAGAAUGUACGUGGGGUGAGCUAUGGGUACUGCAAACGCAUCUCUGGAAGCUAUGUGGGAUGCCAGAACAAGGAUGUGAAAUGUGGCAAGCUGUUUUGUACCGAUGGCAAUGGAGAUCCCACAAUAGGACGUCUGGUGCAGUUCGUAAACUGUAAAGGAACCCUUUUCGGAGAUAAUGAAGAGGAUAUGGGGCAGGUGGCAACAGGCACCAAGUGUGGAAAUGGACUGGUCUGCAGCAAUAAUGAAUGUUUGGAUGUUGAAAGUGUCUACAAAUCUGCCAACUGCUCGGCCAAGUGUCGAGGCCAUGGGGUGUGCAAUCACAGACUGGAAUGCCAGUGCGAACCAGGCUGGCUGCCUCCUAACUGUGACAAAACUAGUGAUGAUAACAGGCUGUCCACAGACCUUUUCGCAUACGGUAUGCCUCAUGGGGUCAUCAUUGCUAUUGUGGUAAUCAUCUGCGUCAUAGUCCUGAUUGUCAUAGUUGCAGUCAUUCUCCUCUUCAUGCGCAAACAUAAGAGGGCACGUCAACUCAGAGCUCCAUCUUAUCAGAAGGCCCCUGGAGUGACGAAUCCAAAUUUCUCUGCACAGCGGUUAGAGGUGACCUCUGACCUCCAUAACAAUAGCCCGAAUCCUAAGAGAGCAGCACCUCCACCUCCCCCAGUUGCCAUCAAGCCAGCAACUGUGCCUUCUGCCCCCCCGGCGGCAUUCAACCACCCCAAAGCCACACCUCCCCCUGUGCCAGCCUACAGCAAAAGGCCUACAGCCCCUCCUCCUCCUUGCCCCUCUUUGCCUGCUCAAGUGGCCAGACCCCCUCCUCCUCCUGUGCCUACUGCUAAACCAGGACUUUCCCCUGCUGAUCUCCGAGCAGCUCUUAAACCUGUACAAAACCCACGAGUAUGAGCACUCCCAACACAGCAAAGAGAACGACUGAAUCUUUGGCUCCCUAUUGUUGCACCCUGAAUCACUCCCUGUAGACUGGUCUUGGGGCAUCCUGGCUUCCUACUCCUGGAGAGACAGAUCUCAGAUGUAUCUCUAUGGGAGUCCCAGUUGGCAGGCUUCCUUCACUGCCUUAAGUUCACUGAAUCCAUGUGCAAUUUAAUAUAAAAACUUGGUGGUUUUAGGGUCCUUCACUAUUUUAGGCUAGAAGAGGUCACAGAAUUUGAUUUUUAUUAUGACAUCACAUUUCACAUUAUAUUUAUUUUCUUCUUUGCCCUAGUUCCAUUUAUAUUGUUUAAGGGACUGUUCAAUGUGAGAUGUGUAGUAUAAUGAGACCACUUAAAAUUAUUUAGUAUUUAGAUUUUAUCCCACAAAAAUGUAUGCAGAAUAACUGUAAAAAGAAAAAAGGACAAG
Messenger RNA from Lepisosteus oculatus (spotted gar), 3233 nucleotides. NCBI's taxonomy places the organism in Eukaryota, Metazoa, Chordata, Actinopteri, Semionotiformes, Lepisosteidae. The record is from RefSeq and is a predicted model, not a curated record.